AUGGGGACCACCAGCUCCUUUCUUCAGCGAUCCGCUCGCCACCCCUCCGGGCAUCCGUGCCCUCGCCACUCGCCACUCCUCCGGGCAGCUCGCUGCGCCCUCUCGUCGUUCCGCCUGCCCUCCGGGGCCUCUUACGCGGUGAUCCGCUCACUGCUUCCUCCCCAACCCGGCCCCCCGCCCGGCCGCAUCAUGCUCACUCCAUCCCUUCUCCUCGGGCCGGCCCGCCCUCCCUCGAUGAAUCCGCUCGCCAUCACUCCUCCUUGGGCUCGGGCCCCGGUGCCGGCCCCCGUUUGGGUGCAAUCACUUCCCUUUGGGCCGAUCCUCACGCUCAGCCUCCCGAGCCUCCGGCUCUCCACUUCACUCUCCUUCCUGGCUUGA
Dichomitus squalens LYAD-421 SS1 is the source of this 378-nucleotide messenger RNA. RefSeq lists its product as uncharacterized. The transcript has a single exon. The record is from RefSeq and is a predicted model, not a curated record. Bases 1 to 378 code for a protein of 125 amino acids. NCBI's taxonomy places the organism in Eukaryota, Fungi, Basidiomycota, Agaricomycetes, Polyporales, Polyporaceae.